AAACUUUCCUGUUUGACAGUCAAUCCUUAUAAAUAGUUGGAGCAGGGCAGGUAGAAAGUAUUAUCGAUUGGGCCACUCACUCUCUUGACAUGGGUCCUUACAGCAGAUGGCUGGUCUUGUGCCUGAUAUUAGUUGUAACCAUACAAGCAGAAACAAAGCCCUCUAUAAGCAUCCAGGUAGACUGUUUAGGAAAUGUUAUGCGUGUGAUUGCUGGUCCACUCGGCCUUAAUUUUCUGGAAGUUUCUGUUGGUUACAAUAAUUCCAUCAUCCCUGUUACCCAACGCUUGGCCUCUCAAUGUGGCAUCAGCCUGUGGAACCACCCGGGACACAUCGAGCUCUACGUCUCCCUGCAGAACUGCUUCGCUCACAAUGUGGAAGAUAGAGAUUUCACCACCACUCUCAAUCUACGCGUCUAUGGUGCCGCGGAUGAGGAGGAGACGUACCAUGUAUCUGACACGUGUCACUAUCCCGCAUGGGCCUCCCGAGAAAUAAUCUGUGACCCCGACUAUAUGGAGGUGUCUGUGAGGAGGGCGCUUCAAGAUGAUUCCCAACCUAUUCCCUUCUCCCCUCUGAGCGAAGAGUGGAACAAGCCGGCUGACCCUCGGCGAUCUGCUGAACACAUGGACCUGCACAGCAGCGCCUUCCAGAUCAAAGCCAUUGUGUUCUUCAGCCCUGAUGAGAGGCCCAUGAGUGUGACCCAGGCCCUGGGGAAAGGCUAUGGGGUUACAAACGGACCUACUCGAUUGGUUGUGCGAGGCUCUCCGACUGCACCAGAGGCCUACCAACAAGAUGUUGCCGGGGUUCCUAUGACCAUUCUUCACACGUCAACCAUAUUUGAGAAGAAGUGGAUAGCCUCUCAGAUUGACACUGCUGUAGCCUGUCCGACAGGUGGCUUCUCCGUCACGGACAACACCAUCUCCUGGUUUAUGCCCAGGCACAUUGACCCACUCAUCUCCGCUGACGGGUUCAAGCUGUUGGAAGUGCACAUGGGUGUCAAUGGCCAAAGGCUGGAUGCUGAAGAGAUGGCUGCCAGGCAGUACACUCUAGUCAUCAAUGAUGUGCACAUCAUCACUAAAAUACCUGUGGGGGCCAUCGGUGGCUACAUGAAGAGCGCCGUUAAGGACAACGAAUACUACACGUCGUACACGAUUGCGCCGAUGCUGGAGUUGCUGUGGGCUGAAGACAUGACUGGGGAGGUGACGAGAUACAAAGUCCUCUUCUCAAUCACCACGCCGAUGGCGCACAUGCAGCCACAACUAAUCGACAACACCGUUCAGGGUGAGCACUUGUUCAGGGUGUCUCUGGGGACUUUUGCGGCUGACGUGGUGUUGUGGAACAUAACCCUCUCCGGCGUGGUUCUGUCUGUGGCCGAGUGCAACGCCAGGGGCUUUAAUGUUCAGGAGCUGGGCUCCCAAAACGGCUUCAAGACCUUCACACUGCAAGUGCCCUUCACGGACCCCCUUGUGUUGAAAACUAACGAAGAGGGGACGACCCUCUAUUCUCUUCAUUUGGUCUUCGGCCUGCACGUUUUGCACGAUUCUUCUCCGCUUGCUUACGCUGUGGAUUUGGAUUCUAGGGCGGUAGAUCAAGUGGCUCCUGUGCUGUCUGGUAGCUGUGCUCAUGAGGUCUUCGACAUCAUAGUGAAUUACGGGACACCAGACUUCCACUUUCAAAUUUUUUUGGGCAAAAGAUCGCUGACCCCGACCCUCGCUCAGCAAUAUGGCCUGACUGACCAUGGAACGCAUAUCGCUUUUGCGGUGCCGUUUACAGACCAGAGUGCCGUGUUUGAGGUGAUUGAACAUUCUCACAUCAAAAGCAGGCUAGAUAUGGCUCUGCGCUAUCCAGAAACCAGUGAGGUGUUUCAAGCAUUUUCGGUCUCUUGCAGUUUUCCCUCCACUCUAACAGAAUGCUAUCCAAAUGGCACCAUGACUGCGAUGGCUGUCAAAUUUGAGUCUGUUCCUACUAUGAACCUCAGUCAGCUGACCCUCAACGACCCCACCUGCGGCCCAGUCUACACGGACGACCGAUUUGCUUCCUUCACCUUUUCAGUCAACUCCUGUGGAACCACCAGAAAGUUUCUAUCCAAUGUGUUGCUGUAUGAGAACGAGAUCUCUCUCCCAGAGUCAAUGACUGGGGUAGAUGACCCUGAAUACGAGUUGAAGGUUAAGUGCUACUAUGCUUACAACGCCACAAACUCUCUGAGCUUCAUCGCCGCACACGCAAACAAUGAGCCGUAUGCGGAACCUGCGGGAGGGGGCCUGGAGGUGGUGAUACGCAUGGCCUCAGAUGAAUCCUACACAAUGUUCCAUGGACCUGAGGAAUACCCUAUCCCAAAAUACCUCCAAGAGCCUUUCUUUUUCGAGGUGGAGCUGAUUUCCACCAACCCCCAUGUGUCAUUGGAGUUGGAGAACUGUUGGGCAACACUGACGGCUGACAGCUCAUCCCUACCUAGAUGGAAUCUUAUUAUUAAUGGAUGUCCGAACCUACUGGACCCAAACAGGGUGGUGUUCCAUCCCGUCUACACUGACUCCAGAGUGCAGAUCCCCUCCCACUACAAACGCUUUGAGGGCCAGAUGUUUGCCUUUGCCAUGGACCAAGAUUUCUUGAGUGAUCAGCUAUUUGUCCAUUGUGACGUGGUGCUGUGUGAUGCCAAUAACAUUAUGGAUGGGCCAUGCAGCGGCCAGUGUCCAAGUCACGGUAAUGAAAUCGAUGGUCUGCGACGUCCGGGUCAAAACCGUGUACAAAGUUCCAAUGAGUUAUCUUCUGGACCCAUUUCUAUAAUAAAGAACAAUUAAUAAUCAA
This is a messenger RNA of Gadus morhua (Atlantic cod), 2802 nucleotides long. RefSeq lists its product as uncharacterized. Bases 90 to 2795 code for a protein of 901 amino acids. The record is from RefSeq and is a predicted model, not a curated record. The transcript is spliced from 21 exons. Lineage: Eukaryota; Metazoa; Chordata; Actinopteri; Gadiformes; Gadidae.